Megalopta genalis is the source of this 3754-nucleotide messenger RNA. RefSeq names its product LIM domain only protein 3. Gene Ontology annotation, biological process: positive regulation of transcription by RNA polymerase II. The record is from RefSeq and is a predicted model, not a curated record. Gene Ontology annotation, cellular component: nucleus. Gene Ontology annotation, molecular function: DNA-binding transcription factor binding; transcription coactivator activity. NCBI's taxonomy places the organism in Eukaryota, Metazoa, Arthropoda, Insecta, Hymenoptera, Halictidae.
GAGACGUCGCGUCGCGUCGUCGCGUCGGCCAGAGCGAGCGCGUCGAGCAAAGUCUAGCUGAGAGCUGAGAGAGCCAGCCGAGAGUGCGCCGAGUGGUUGGCGGUCCCUCGUCGCGUCGCCUCGCGUCGCCUCGCGUACCCGCCGCGAUCCUCUCCAUUCCGGAGUGAGCUGCCGUUGCGGACUAACCAGCAGCCUCCGCGCUCUCUCACGCGCUAGCUGCCGCCGCCACCGCCGCCGCCGCUGCUGCUGCUGCCUUUGAUUAUCCGCCGCCGACCGUCGCGCACCGGCAAUAACGCAUUGCGCGGUGCCACAGACGCGAUACGUCACCCGCCGCCCGCUCGCCACCCACCGCGUGCACGCCGAACGCUAAUGAAUUGAAUUAUUUUCGUGGCGCGGCCUCCGACCGCACGCGACUCCGAGGCACGCGUGCACUCGAUCGAUCGAUAUCGCGCGACAAGUGACUCCGGAGUGUUAUCCGCCGAGGUUCUCUAUCUCCUGUCCUCGAACUUUCGCUCUACCGUCUUCCACGUCCGCCGACCGGCUCCGAAGAACUCCGUUCAGUGUGUUCGAUAAGUGCGUCCGAAACUGCUGUCCACCGUCUGCCACCAUCGACUGGCCGCCGGGAGGAUCGCCGGCAUUUAAACCGGUCCUCGCGGGUUUAAGGAUUUCCAAAGGCUUCCCGCAGCUCUCCUGUCGACGGCGUUCUAGCCAGAAGCACGAUGACUAUGGAUGUAAGCAAGUCUGAGACAAAUAAAAAUGGCACCACGCCACAAGAGUGUGCCGGUUGCGGGAAGACGAUCACGGAAAGGUUUUACCUCAAGGCCCUGGACCUCUACUGGCACGAAGAUUGUCUGAAGUGCGAUUGCUGCGACUGUAGGUUAGGAGAAGUCGGCUCUACCUUGUUCACCAAGGCCAACCAUAUUCUGUGCAAAAGGGACUACUUCAGGUUGUUCGGAAACAGGGGAUACUGCUCGGCCUGCAAACAGCAGAUACCACCUUACGAACUGGUUAUGAAGGCCAGGGCGAACGUCUAUCACCUCGACUGUUUUGCCUGUCAACAGUGCAGUUACCGGUUUUGCGUAGGCGAUCGAUUCUACCUGAACGAGAACAAAAUUCUCUGCGAGUACGAUUACGAGGAGAUGCUGGCGUUCGCCAAUAUGUCAGUACAAACACCCGCUUCGCUGGCGUACAUCAAAAGGCAACUGCCCCCAACGCCGACGCCGCCAGGCCAGAACAUGCAUCCUGGUCACAAUCCACAGCAACCUCAUCAGGGACUUGGCCAGUCGGUGGGUCAACAUAAUCACGCGUCGAACGGACAAAUGUCGGGGAGCACGCCGACAGCGAACGGUGGGACGGCCAUAGGCGUGGGCGGUCCGAGGGCUCCCGGCGACAUGAACAACAACGGGCUGUCCGGUCCCGCUCUGGGCCCGGUGAAACCUCCGCCAAUGUCCGUGCAGGCGUCGACCAGCUGAAACGAGUUGUCGCCUCCCUUGAAGAAGCUCAGGUGUCUCAGCGGUUACUAAAGCUGCCCGGCGGACCGAAGCUAAGGACGUUGACGACGGAGCGGAGACCGGAGAAUAGAGAGCGAGCGCGAGAGAAAAAGGCAGAUGGAGACGGAGAGCACGACAGAGUGAGUGCGAGAAAGCGAAAGAGGAAGAGAGAGAGAGAGAGAGAGAGAGAGAGAGAUAGGGAAAGAGAGAAACUCGCCCAUCGCGAGUGAACUAGAAUGAGAUGAGUAGGGGAGGGUGAGGGGGGUCGCGAGGAUCGCGAUUCCUUGCGAAACCGAAGAGAAAAUGAAAGCCGACUUUCGGCGAUGUUGAACGCCACAGGUCGCAUCGAACGUUUCUACGAGACUUUUGUCGAGAGGCUCGGGAUUAAUCACUGUGAUCGCGAAGAAUGUGAACAAAUUUAACGGAGGAUUUGUUGAUUAAAUUAGGUCCGUACGAUCAUAUUUGGACGUGUACACACGGAGACACUGACAAACGUGUACGCACACGCACCUUACACAAAACACUUAUACUACACCUCCACAUGUACAGACAGAACGCGUCUUGUAAUAUAUGGUACCGACGUGUAACGAUAAGAUAGACGAUUCAUGUAAGAUAUAUUUCUAGCGUGGAGCGGUGCGAGUGAUCAGAGGCGUAUGUGUGCCCAAGUGAGAGAAAGAGAGAGAGAGUGUGUGAGAAAGAGAGUGAGCGAGAGAGAGAGAGAGAGAGCGAGAGAAAGCGUGUUUGCGAACGUAGCAGAGUCCUCUUGUAAAUAUCCGAGAUCGUCGACUCUGCAACCCCGAGAGACUAUCAGUAUACGCAGACCAAUCGGUGAUUUUUAAACGGUAUUCGUGAUUCGUCGCUAUUCGACGCAGUAGCUAAUCGAGCAGACGAGAACACGCCGGAGUGGAGAGGAGGAUCCGGCGGUCGAAUCGCGAAACAGAGGGACGUCGAGAUGACGAGGAAUCGAUUGCCGGACACUUCGAACGACCGCGGCGAACGUGCGAAUCGUUGAGUCGUCGUUAAGUUCCAUUUGUUCUUCGACUAUCGGAUUACCGUUCCGCGAUCGUUAAGAGUGUUUGUUCCAUCGUUCGGUACGGUCGAGGCGCGAUCCACAGCGCGCGCACACAGUGUUCUCGAUUAGGCGAAUACGACGAAUCCCGAGGGGUCUCCGAAUCGCGGUAUACGAGCCGAAAACGAGGCGCAAUUGUUCAAGACGGUUGAUACCAAAGAUUAACGAUAGAAGAAGAGUUUCGAUGCUCGCUCGCAGGCAGACGGGCGACGGGCGACUUUCCGGACCUCGGCGAAUUCGCGGAACGGCCGGCGAUUUCGACGUGUCUGCUCGAAGCGGACUGAAUCGGCUGCUCGCGGAGGGUGCGCGAGAAGUUCGUUGGGUCAGCUUCGCCCAGUGACCUCGAACAGUCGAUUAAUUCCGCUUCCGAAUCGCGGCCUAUCGGGAUCGCGUCGUUUCCCGCUCGAAGCAUCGAGCCGAACGCGCGUGGCCGACUUGUUCGCGUUGAAACGUCUGCCGGACGAGGGGCUUAGUCGCGGCUUUACGCUUUAAUGCCAAAAACAGGCUGGAGAAGAAGAGGCGAACGGAGAUGAGGGCGACACUAUACCAAAUCACGGCUUAGAUGAACGAAGAACGACAAGCGCGCUGAUGCCAGAUCCGACCCGCGUCGAUCGACGAAGCGAGAAUCGCGCACGACGAUCCUGGAAAACUUCCCUGGCCGUGGAGACUAGUUGCGUUCGUCUUUCCUCCGCCUCUGAAAAUGAUCUCACGCCCGUCGUAGCUGCGGGUCACGGAACUUUUCCAUGGAUCGCGGGACGAUCCUUCCAGUUGUAAAUUAUUCUGGAUCGCGAGCAAAAUUUGAAACCAUCGUAUCGAUUAAGUACAAAGACGUUACGGAGAGAUAGGUAGAGGCAGACGAAGAGAAAAAGCGCGACAGGGAGAACGAGGGAGGUAGAGAGAGACAGAGAACGUGCGUGCGUGCCGUGAGUGUGUGUGUGUGUGCGUGCAUGGGCGCGAGAAAGCGAGAGUAAAAGUGAGAAUAAAAGCUGUUGCACCAGCUGUGAGAUAGAGAAAGAGAGAAAAGAAACAACCGUCGCUGUACGACGUUAAGAGAUGCGAGCUCUUUCCUCUUUUUUUAUCAAUCUGUAUAUAAAUAUCAUUUAUUAGCGCACUAAUAACGUAUUUACGGAUCGCCUCGUUAGAGGCCGCCCCAUUACUACCGAGAAAAUAUAACAUUCUUAUAAACACAAAAACA